This is a messenger RNA of Chaetura pelagica (chimney swift), 4353 nucleotides long. RefSeq names its product tyrosine-protein kinase SgK223 (gene PRAG1). NCBI's taxonomy places the organism in Eukaryota, Metazoa, Chordata, Aves, Apodiformes, Apodidae. The record is from RefSeq and is a predicted model, not a curated record. Gene Ontology annotation, molecular function: protein kinase activity; ATP binding. The transcript has 5 exons. Gene Ontology annotation, biological process: protein phosphorylation. The coding region runs from base 60 to 4076 and encodes 1338 amino acids.
AGCGGGGGACGGUGCAGCAGGCGCAGAGGGCUCUCGGGCUGAGCCACAAGGAUUUGAAGAUGUCUGCGUGCAGUGACUUUGUGGAACACAUUUGGAAGCCCGGCUCCUGCAAGAACUGCUUCAACCCAAAGAUUUCCCAUCAGCUGCAGACACCCCAAGACGUGGGAGCUUGUGGUGUGCUCCCGAAUGGAGUUAGGACCAAGCCUGAGAGCCCUGCCUUGGAAGACGAAGGUGUAAAUACCUCCCCCUUCUCAAAGCCAACAAUUGCUGUGAAGCCAACUAUGAUAAACUCAGAUGUUUCUGACGCGUGGGCAGAUGUGAAUAUGAAUGCAGAUCUGUCACAGGUCAGCUGGGGCAUGGUUUCUGGAAAACACCUCCUUCUGAAAUCGGGAGAUGCACAGCGGAUCUGUCUCGAGAAUUUUGGCAACAGUGGUGUGAGAAAGCCCUUCCUUCACAACCCACCGAGUGACUGUUUGUCUUGCUGCCCUCCCAGCUACUCCAUGGUGGGCCUGCGUAGCCUGGAGAGUCGAGUGGAGAGAAACGUCUCCAUCCACAGCCUGGUGCUUGUGGGUGAGGUGGGCAAGCAGCAGGACAGAGCCAAAGACAAGUUUGCCCUGCCCCAUCGUGCUGCCUGCCCUAAUCUGUCCAUCUCGGUGGACAGAAGCUCCUCAAACUCCAACAGAAGAAGCCCUUCUUCCCAAGCCAGAGAAGGAGCAGUGCUCCCCUCGGAAGGCUUUGAAAGCGAAGGGGGUGAGUAUUGCUCGAUUGCAGACUGCCGCAGAGAGUGCCCCGCCUCCAGGGAGCUGCGCUGUGGGGAGGGGAAAGGUGCCCAGUGUGAGAAGGACAGCUCGGCUCCCUGCCGAUGGAGGCAGCGGGAUGCUACGGAGAUUCCCAGGCCAAGCAGCAGGGCUGUCAAGUUCAGUGAAGAUGAGCGCAGGGCUGUGAACGUGGCCUAUUGUAUCACGAAAGACCAGGGUGAUCCUCUCCCCUAUGCCCUGUGCUCAGAGAAGAAAAAGCUGUCUCUGCAGCCUGAGCCUGCUGCCCUCCCCGAGAGCAUGGGGAGCAGCAAGGCAGCUGCCUUCGCUUUAUGCCGGGAGGAUGAGGACUCAUCUCUCCCUGGAGAUCCUUCUGACACCGAAGGCCCCCAGCCUGAGGAUCUGAGCACUCCUCAGCAGGCACUGGUGGAGCCACAGCCCCUUCAUCUCGCCCUGCCAGCCCGCGGUGACCCCAUCUACGCUGAGAGCACUAAGAGGAAGAAGGCGCAGCUGAAGGCAGCUGGUGGGGUGGCAAAAGCGGAGAAGCUGGUCUGUGGCCCUGGCAAAGAGCAAGCUGAUGGAAUGUGGAGGGAUGGCAGCUGGGGUUUGGGUGGUGAGAAGGAGUACCAGGACCCUACUAGCCAGGUGGCAGCAAAGAUAACUAUCAUGACAGCACACGCUGAAGAUGAUCACAAGACAAUAUUCCUCAGCAGCCCUGACUCAGCAGUGGGAGUUCAGUGGCCGUGCAUCAGCCCCGCUUCUCACCUUGAUUUUGGGGCUUCAUCACUUCCCAUUGAAUCUGGAGAGAUUUUUCAAGCAUCUGGAAGUGAAAGCAACCCAAGAUUUCACCUGGCAGCUCCUGCCAAGACCUCAGGUACUGAGAGUCCAGCCAUUCCCCCUAAAUUGUCCAAAAACAGCCAGCUGGGCAGUGAGGGGAACCGUGUGCCCCCAGUAAGCUCCCAUGUGGCAAGGUUUGGUGAUGACAGCAGCCACGAUGGAGCUGGUGUUCAGCUGCUGCCAUGGAGUUGUACAGAUACAGGUGCCUUUGGGGUGUCUCUUCCUCCAUGCACUCACAUCAAUGGAGUCUCUGCAGAGGAGUCCAGCAGAGGCCUGGCAGGCUCAUCCUAUGACAAGAGGCAGAAAUACUACACCCCAAAAUGGACCAAGCAGUGCCGGAUAGAGGAGGAGGAGGAGCAGGAGGAGGAGCAGGAGCAGUGGGCAGUGGGAGCUGAGAAUGGAAGAGCUGUUGCCAACCUUGUGGAUGAUGGUCUGAUGCUGGAGAGCCAGACUAGGAUCAGCAAAUCAUCAUCUUUCUCUUUUGAUUUCCCUAAAGACAAGAGCAAUGGCGUGGAAUCUGCACCACCACCACCGCCGCCGAAAAAGCAGCAUGCUCUGAAAAUGAACCCAAAUAAUGCUGACUUGGAGAGGGUCAGCAACAGCUCUGCCGAGAGCCUCAGCCCACCUUUCAGGAGCGCCCACGUCAGCUUCACAGCUGGCUCCACUGACAGCCUUGACUCGGACACGCAGACUGGCAGUGAUGGCAGGCGCUCGUCUGAGCUGAACCACUCGCCCCCUCCAGCUGAGAGCCAAGGGUUUCCCCCUGUCCCUCUCCUUUCUGCCUCCACUGAGGAUGGUCCCUCCUCUGCCCCCAGCUGCCCACCCCCUCUGCCCCAGAAGAAGACAGUGAGCAGAACAGUGUCCUCCCCAGAUGGCUUUUUUGGGGGACAUGCAUCUUCAGGCAGAGCAGCUGGUGCUGCCAGCCCCAGGCUGAAUUUCAGCCACUCCGAGAGCAAUGUCUGCCUCCAAGAGGAGCCUCCUUUUGUCUACCCAGCCAGCCUGGGGGGCCGCCCGGGUGCCUUCUCCUCCUCCGAGUCCCUGGAGAAAGGCUCCAAAGGAAAUGGCUACUGGGGCUCAGCCACCGGUAAGAGCACAGGGGCUUGUGUCCCCAGCAGAAGCCUCCAGUCCUUUUCCUCCUCGCAGCUCAGCGUGUCCAGCCAGGUGUCGUCGGGCUCCAGCCUGCAGCUCCACAGCCUCCUGAGCAACAUGGACAGCAAGGAGGGGGUGUACGCGAAGCUGGGGGCCCUGUACGCGGAGUCCUUGCGCCGGCUGGCGGCCAGAUGCGAGGACUGCUUCAUGCGGGAGCAGAAGGACGAGCUGCACUUCAGCGAGAACAACUGGUCGCUCUUCAAGCUGGCGUGCAACAAGCCCUGCUGCGAUUCGGGGGAUGCGAUAUAUUACUGUGCCACCUGCUCCAAGGACCCUUCUACGACCUAUGCUGUGAAGAUUUGUAAAACCCAGGAGUCCAAGGUGGCUGCUUCAUACUGCAGCCCUGCAGUGCCAGUCCACUUCAACAUCCAGCAGGACUGUGGGCAUUUUGUGGCCUCUGUCCCCUCCAGCAUGCUGCUGUCCUCAGAUGUGGGGAAAAGCAUGCCUGGCGAUGGCCACCAUCCCUCCCGCACUGCCAGCGAGCACGACUGUGUGGUGGUCAUCACCCGGGAGGUGCCGAGCCAAACCACCGCUGACUUUGUGAGGGACUCCGUGAUGCUGCACCAAGCCAAGCCUGAGCUGUACGAACGUCGUGUUUGCUUCUUGCUCCUCCAGCUCUGCAACGGCCUGGAGCACCUCAAAGAGCACGGCAUCAUCCAUCGUGACCUGUGCCUGGAGAACCUCCUGCUUGUCCCCUGCAAGCCCCCCAUGAGCUGUGUGAAAGCCAAAGAUGACAAACACUUACCCCGCCUCAUCAUAAGCAAUUUUUUGAAAGCCAAACAGAAGCCAGGAACUGGAGACUCUAAACUGAAGAAGAGCCAGGCCCGGCUGGCCCCAGAGAUUGUGUCAGCUUCUCAGUACAAGAAGUUUGAUGAGUUUCAGACUGGUAUUCUCAUCUACGAGCUGCUGCACCAGCCCAACCCCUUCGAGGAGAAGGUGCACCUCAGGGAGCAGGAUUACAGCCCUGAGGACCUCCCUGCUCUGCCCAGCUUGUCCAUCUACUCCCGGGGUCUCCAGCAGCUGGCCCACCUGCUGCUAGAAGCAGAUCCCAUCAAGCGUGUGCGGAUCACUGAAGCCAAGCGGAUGCUGCAGUGUCUGCUGUGGGGGCCCCGCAAAGACCUCACGGAGCUGCCCCUCAGCCAUGAGGAAGCCCUCCGCCAGGUGCUGCAGAACUGGGUGGACAUGAAGCGUGCCCUGCUCAUGAUGAAGUUUGCAGAGAGGGCUGUGGACACAGAGCGGAGCAUUGAACUGGAGGAGUGGCUGUGCUGCCAGUACUUAGCGUCUGCUGAGCCGGCCUCCCUCUCACACACAUUAAAGCUGCUGCAGCUGCUCUGACCUUGGAUGUGUCUUGGAGGCAGCUGAGGGCUCCCGGUUGCCUGGUGGCUAAAGGUACACAGCCCCUUUCUACAUGAGACGUUUGAGUCUCAGCUGCCAAGGCACAUUUAUCUCCUGCCCUGCACUCCCAUCACAGUGCACAAGACACAUUUAGUACCCUCCGCACUGUUAGUUUGUGAGCAAGCAAAACUGGGAAACUACCCCUAUUUGGGGGGGGGGGGUGUGUUAAACUCUUUUUUAAGUCCGUAGACUAAUAAACUCCUGCCUGCGUGUGUGC